Molecule: messenger RNA, 523 nt
Organism: Schistocerca cancellata (South American locust)
Lineage: Eukaryota; Metazoa; Arthropoda; Insecta; Orthoptera; Acrididae
Product: cuticle protein 18.7-like
Exons: 2
Coding region: 34-372 (112 amino acids)
Source: RefSeq, a predicted model, not a curated record
CUGCCCGCCGCUUACUCGACUCACCCACCUGCCAUGAAGCUUCUGCUGGUUGUUUGCGCCGUGCUGGCGGUCGCCGCGGCGAGGCCGGGCUACCUGGGCGGAGCGGCCGGCUACUACGGCGCCCCAGCCCUGGCGUACGGCGGCUACGGCGGGUACGCCGCCUACGGCCCGGCGUUCGUCGCCGUGGGUCCCGGCGGGUACCUCGUGGACACCCCUGAAGUGGCCGCCGCGCGCAGCGCCCACUUCGCCGCCGUCGCCGAAACCAAGGCGCGCGACGCCGCCGUCAACGCCGCCGACGCCGCCCACGCAGGCUACGGCGCCUACGGGCUGGGGUACGGCCUUCAAGGGCUCGGCUACGGAUACCACCACUGAUGCUCCGCCUGCGGCCUCAUCUGACACCCCACACACUUGUACACCACUCACCUGUACACACUAACUUAUAAAUAACUGUACAUUUCUGUAUGUGGAAGUUUGUUUUAUCUGUAUCAUAGCUAAUAAAAGAGCUCCAAGUAACUAAAUAUGA